GUUGCACUGAUUUAGGUCAUAGACCUAGAACUAUCCCGAAGUUGGUGGUUACUCUUGAUAGCAGUAGUCGCUGUGCUUCAAUCGAAAGUUUCCUCACUGGUCGAAAAACAGCAGCGACUCGCCACUUCUCACCCUUUCAGUUUGCAAUCAUCGCAACUUGUGUUCCUUCUAGAAGUGAACAUGACAGCUUCGAUUAUCUUGGUGUUCAUGGUGUUUUGGCCACCAAAAAUGGGCGAGCAGCAAAGCAUAUAAACGACAACAGACUCCUCUCAGCAGUGUUGAAAGAAUCCUCAACCUCACCCCUCGACAUCCUCACUUGCCCCUCAAUCCUUUCACACAUACUUCUCUGAGAGUCCCAACCAAGUCCACAAGCUAGUCCGCCACAGCAAACAACAUGCAUAUCCACUCCCUUCUUGCCCUGACCCUGGCGGCCACCACCUCGGCCUUGCCCUCCCUUCCAGAAUGUCUCAUGAAUGAUGAGAGCCGCUCUCGCGCCUGCCGCGAGGUUGGCCCCGCUCAAAGCAAGCAAGAGAUCGUCGACGGCCAGAAGCAGCAGAACCGUGGCGGUCUUCAGGGCCAGAUUGAAUAUGUCGACCAGCAGAUCGGCAAGGAGAUCGAGUGCCCCGAGUGCGGCAAGAACAUCGUCGGUGACUUGGCCCAUAACAAUAUUAUUACUGGCCAGGGUGAGCAGCAGCUUGAUAUGAUCAAUGGCAAGACUCAUGAACAGUGGAUGAAUAUGGGCCAGAAGGAGCAGGAUAGCAUGCCCCAUGGCCAGAAGUCCAACUUCAAGAUUGGCCAGAAUCAAAAGCGCAACCAGCACUUCGGCCAGCUCUUUGCCGGCCAGUCCAACACUCACGGCUCCAUGAACAUGGACACCGGCAAGACUCAGCAAGAUGAGCUCCUCGCCAAGGGACAGGGCAUGACCCAGGAGCUCUACAACGGCCGCAUCCAGGAGCGCGACAACACCCACAACUGGGGCAACCAGCUCUACCAGGGCCAGAACCAAGAGCAGCAGGAGCAGUUCAUGACCGGCCAGGGCCAGAACCAGCAGGAGCAGUUCAACAAGGGUCUGUUCAACAAGGGUCUCUACAACACCGGCAGCAACACCAACGGUAUCAUCCAGGACUUCAACAAGGGCGGCCAGAACCAGCAGCUCUACAACGGUCAGCAGCUGUACAAGACCGGACAGAACGGUGUCCUGGUGACCACCACCCACAACCAUCAGCAGGAGCAGUUCAACAAGGGUCAAGGCACUCAGCAGCUCUACAACGGCCAGCAGACUCACCAGCAACAGCAGUGGAACAACGGCCCCAAUGACAUCCUCGUGACUACGCACCAGUUCUACCAAGGCCAGCCCAUCAACACUCAGCAGCUCAACAAGGGCCAGGGAAUUCAACAGCUCUACAACGGCCAGGGAAUUCAACAGCUCUAUAACGGCCAGCAGAUGGACAACCAGCUGUACAAGACCUGGCAGAACGGUAUCCUGGUGACCACCCCCAACCAUCAGCAGGAGCAAUUCAACAAGGGCCAACAGACCCAGGAGCAGUUCAACAAGGGCCAACAGACUCAGGAGCAGUUCAAGACCAAUGGUAUCCAAGCCCGUCACGAGAUCACCCAGACUGGUAUCGCUGAGCAGUUCGAUGGUCAGAACAAGCAGCACCAGCAGUUCGAUGGUCAGAAUAAGCAAGGCCAAGAGAUGUUCACCGGCAAGACCACUGAACAGGAGCAGUUCGCCGGCAACGCCCAGAGCAAGCAACAGGAGCAGUUCACCGGCAACGCCCAGAGCAAGCAACAGGAGCAAAUCGACGGCCAGAAGCAAGGCCAGCAGUGGACCAAGGACGGCAAGACCCAAGAGCAGUGGAGUCAGAAUGGCAAGCAGCAAGAGCAAUUUGACGGCCAGAACGCCCAAGGCCAGCAAGAGCUCCUUGUCUUCAACCCCCAGCAAAUGAUGGACUUCAUUUCUUCCCAAGCCAAGCAGGGACAGCAGUGGGUUAGGGAGCAAGUGGUUAGAGAUGGGAAGAAGCAGGUGGUUUGGACUUGUGUUGAUCAGUAAACACAGGCAACUUAUUUCUUGGCCGACCGAAGGGGAAAUGUGGAUGAGGAGGAGAGCAGGAGGGAGGGAUGGAAAAGAAGGGUUGAUGAUGACAAUG
Molecule: messenger RNA, 2150 nt
Organism: Neurospora tetraspora
Lineage: Eukaryota; Fungi; Ascomycota; Sordariomycetes; Sordariales; Sordariaceae
Exons: 2
Coding region: 395-2053 (552 amino acids)
Source: RefSeq, a predicted model, not a curated record